AUGCCGGCGAAACGUCUGGGAAUGUACCACGUCCACGGUCCGACUGUGGAAAUGAUGAUGCAUACAAUGAACUCCGGACUAGUUUUUCUCUUGACUCUCCCGCUGAUUCAGGCGACCUCUGCAGGCGCCCGACUUUCGACUCGAGUAGCCCCUCCCAGGCCACCUCCACCCCGUAUUCCUCGCUCUUUUGCAAUAUCACCUCCAUCGGUUGUUGUCAAUGCUUCUGAAGGCGAGCGGGUACCGGACGGACACUCAUCUCUCAAGUUGAGCCAACCCAAUUCCGGCUACGAUAACAUGCCGUCCUCUCCUCGGUCGCCGGAGGUUGUUGCUGUACCGUCUCGGCUGGUUCUGCUGCCCAACGCUUCCAGUCUGGUGGCUUGGACAAACGGCUACCAUCCGCCGGCUACCGUGACUAGUGUAGAGCAGGCUGCUAUGAGACUAGGCGCUGCUUAUGCUGCUGCUUAUGCGGGUUUAAAAUCUUCUCCGAAUAGCCAGAGACGGCCGAAUUCCGGCGGCGAAAGAUCUUUACGGACCCUGAAUGAUGUUGAUCCCAGUCCUGGAAAGCUGAGUGACUGGACUGGCAGGCCCUCAUCUCAUUUGUCUCAACUUCCAAUCAGCGUUCAACCCACGUCAAGCGGUCUUUCCACCUCAUCAGUUGCAUCACCCACCUUGGACGAAGCUCUACUGCUGCCACCCUCGCUUCCCGAGUCGUCCCCACCGCCCCUGUUUCAACGAACCAUUCAGACGCCUUCGAGACCACCGAGAAAGGUCAUACAUGCCCAACUGCCUCUAUGCGUUGCCCAUAAUUGA
Molecule: messenger RNA, 810 nt
Organism: Protopolystoma xenopodis
Lineage: Eukaryota; Metazoa; Platyhelminthes; Monogenea; Polystomatidea; Polystomatidae
Source: the annotation of a GenBank genome assembly